Messenger RNA from Centruroides sculpturatus (bark scorpion), 645 nucleotides. RefSeq lists its product as uncharacterized. NCBI's taxonomy places the organism in Eukaryota, Metazoa, Arthropoda, Arachnida, Scorpiones, Buthidae. Gene Ontology annotation, molecular function: catalytic activity. The record is from RefSeq and is a predicted model, not a curated record. The transcript has a single exon. The coding region runs from base 1 to 591 and encodes 196 amino acids.
AUGGAUUCAAAUGCAAAAUCAGUAUUAUGGGGUGCACCAAGUAAUGAUGACAGAGGAAUUAAGUUAAUGACGGUAAUUUCUAAAUGGAAUAGUUUGAUAGUUAAUGACCAGAGUGAUAUUCCAACCUUUUCUUCGACUAGAGGUGAAUCAUUUGUGGAUGUUGUUUUAGUGUCCGAUAAUAUGGAUAAAUUAGUUUCAAAUUGUUUAGUAAUGUAUGAAUAUACGACUAGUGAUCAUGCCCUUAUUUAUUAUAAAUUUGGUAUGUCGUCUUAUGAUUAUGGUGAAGAUUUUUUCUCUUUUCAAAAAUAUAGCAAGGUGAAUUGGUAUAAGUUUCGGAAAAUUUUGGAAAGAUUAUUACGUCCGAGUACAGGUGCUUGGGUUACAAAUAAGAGGGAUGUAAUAUUAUAUUGUGACCAUAUACAUAACAGUUUAUAUAAGACAAUGAAGAUAAUGUUCUCAGGUUCUUCUCAGGGUAGAUUAAAACCAUCAUGGUGGAAUGAUGAGUUAGAAUUGUUAAGGGCUAAGGUUUGUAGACUUAGACGUUGGUAUCAACGCAAAAAGGAUUUGUUGGUUAAAGAUAAUAUAUUAUAGGAGUAUAAAACAGCAAAUAAAUAUUAUAAGAAAUUAGUUCAGAAUAGAAAGAAA